UUUACUAUUUGAUUCAAUGCGUCCCUAUAGGCACAGUUAAGUCACUUUCUUCAGGUUUUCCCAUACUACUACCAGGUAAAGGAAGGAAUAUGGCCAAAAAUGUCACAGACUGUCCAAUAGAGGAUUUAAGUAAAACCUCAGAUGAUGAACUGCUCAGACUCGGCAAAGAUGAGCUGGUGCGAAGGCUCCGAAAAGGGGAGAGCGAAAAGAUGAACUUAAUGCUGGAGCACGGAAAUAUGAUGAAAGACGUGAACCGAAGGCUGCAGCUUCAUCUCCACGAGAUCCGUAAUUUGAAAGAGGUCAACCAGAAACUACAGGAUGACAACCAGGAGCUCAGAGAGCUGUGCUGCUUCUUGGACGAUGACCGGCAAAAGGGCAAGAAGCUGUCCCGGGAGUGGCAGCGAUUCGGCAGGUACACAGCCAGUGUGGUGUGGAAAGAAGUGGGCUUCUAUCAGCAAAAGCUAAAGGAACUGGAGGCCAACCAGGAGUCCAUCAUACGCGAGAAUACAGAAUUAAAGGAGAUCAUCAUCAUGCUCGAGGAGGAGAGGAAUGGUGCUGGGUCCAGGAGCUCCAUAGACAGCCAGUCUAGCUUGAACAACCUGAACGGAGGUUCGAGUAACGUGAGGGAUGUUGGAGAUGGAAGCAGCACCUCCAGCACGGGUAGUGCUGGCAGCCCGGAUCACCAUCACGGACAUGGGCACGGGCACAAGCCUGUCGAGGGAAAGAUAACAUCUGUUAGAAGAUCCAUGGAUGAUCUAUCAAGCAAACAUCUUCACAGGAGCAUACCGAAUGGACUGAACGACUCUUCAAAUUACAUCCGACGGCUGGAGACAAAAGUCCGGAUUUUAGAGGACGACAACAAGCAGGUGUUCACGCAGGGAAACGUCUCUGUUGGAGAUUUGAAGACGCUGAAGAAAGGACUGACGCUGUAUCAUUCUGAAUCGCAGCUCUCCGCGCUCUCCAAGCAGCAGGACGCCUUACAAAACGGCACAGCUCGGCUUCCUGGGGGAGAUCUGACCUCGCCAGUCACCCCCUACCUGCCCUCUGCUCAGAAACCCGAGGCCCUGGUUCACGCCAUGAAGGUGUUGGAGGUCCACGAGAACCUGGACAGACAGAUUCCUGAGGACUAUGAGGAGGAUCUGAGUGAGAAGGAGAAAGCGAUCGUGAGGGAAAUGUGUAACGUGGUUUGGCGGAAGCUCGGCGAUGCAGCAGGUUCCAAACCAUCCAUACGGCAGCAUCUCUCUGGAAACCAGUUUAAAGGCCCUAUGUAGCUCCGCCAUCCAUCGGCACACGGCGACAAACCGACACCAAGCUGUCCAGGAGAAGAGGAGGACCACCACUUCAGCACUUUGGAGCCGAAUCAGUACACGGAACUGCACUCCUACCGCUCACUGCUGACAGUCUACAGCUUUCAUUUGCUUCAUUUGCUCAAGCCGCCUGAUCAAAUCCAGUGAUCAGGGUCAGGAACGAGGUGCGUUUCCACUGGUUUCUCGAAACCUUUGCAAGAACUUCCACACAGUUACUGGAUGAGCUGGAUUUCGGAAACUGAGACAGUCAUGUACUGUGUGACAUUUAGCAGUGAUGAAGUAUGAAAUAGUUAAAUACAAUUAAAUAUGCUUCAGCAAACUUACAAAUGCAGUUUUAGCCUGGUGGCCAUUCUGUAAAGCUCAAGUUUGACCGAUUUGCAACAUUCAGUACAACAGCGUCCUGCUAAGUAGCCACUUCUUAUCAUUUACGUUUGCGGCAUCACAAUUAUGACUGAAUACAGUUUGCUCAGGGGCCCAACAGUGGCAAAUUGGCAGUGGUGGGGCUUGAACCAGCAACCUUCUGAAUACUAGUCCAGUACCUUAACCACUGAGCUACCACUGUCCACUUGCCAGUGUUAGGUUCCCACACAGAGCCACGUUAGACUCAAUGUGACCCCCCCCCCCAUCCCCACUCUCACAGGCUCCUUGACCAGUCCUGGGGUUCACAUGUCGCAGUGGGAAAAAACCCAUCCAACCUUCCCUCCCUCAAACACGGCCAACUGACACCUAGCCAGGUCGAUAGCUCUGCUGAGAUCCGAACUGGCGGGUUUGAACACUCCACAGUGGGGUGCUAGCAGGUCAGACCGCUGCACCAUUCACGCUUACAUUUAUUUUACAUUUGGCAUUUAGCAGAUGCUUUUUAUACAAAGUGACUUACAUUACUGUGACCGAAUAUUAUCCCAGCAAUUAAAGGUUAAGGGCCUUGCUGAAGGGCCCAACAGUGUCAACCUGGCAGUUACCAGUGACCUUUCAAUUACUAGUCCAGUACCUUAACCGCCAGGCUACAACUGCCCUGUGUGCCCAACAACAUAUUUCUUCCUGUAGCUGGGAGCACUUGGGUUUACAUAUUUACAAGACGUGUGUUCCAAGCCUAAGAAAAAAAAGAAACCUGUGCAGAAUUCAUUCCAGUGUCCUGUUUAGUGGUUUUGAGUUUGCAGAAAGAUUUGACCCAGGAGCUGGAAGUGGAUCUGGUUCCUCCGGUGGAAACGCACCUAAUGCUGCAUUCACAAGGUUUAAAAACAUUUAUUCAUGUCUUUUCUCCCUUUUUCUCCCGAGUUAGCGUAGCCAAUUAGUCUUCUGCUGCUGGGUAUCCCGAUUCGUUCGAGGAGAGUAUAUCUCCCUGCUCCACGCCCCCUCCGACGCGUGCGCAGUCCUUCAAACCCUUCUUUUUCACCACAUUCGCACAUGAGGCUCAUCCACUUGUGCACUGGCGCCUCGCCAGGGUCCUUGCACAGCGUUUGAAGACCCCACCUACUUAGGCUGGCCUUUUUCCCACCCAGCAGACACGGUGGCCAGUUUUUGUCUGCUGCAGGCACUGCCAAUUGUGCUUGCUAGAUGGCGCCCAGUCGAGAUUCAAACUGGUGUGCUAGCGGAAUUAUAAUAUUGAAAGUGACUCAUUUCAUGCUUACUGUAUUUCGCUGCACUACGAGUAGUGACUGGUGUAGUAACAUCUCCCAGUAAGCCAGUGGAAUUGUGUCUUUAAUGACGCUUUGCAGUUCAGACUCCUAAUUCCAUGAUUCAGAAUCCCAAAUGCACUAACAAUCACGUGUUCUGACAUUCGAAAAACCCAUAAAUAUCCUUAUGAACGCAGCUUCACAUUUCUGAGUUCCUGAAUAAUGUUUCUACUCAAGCAGGAUUCAGUACGGCAGCUACUGAAUCCGUUACUAACAGACUGACAGUCUGAAGCGUCAGUUUUGCUUGAUAAACCCUGAACACUCCUGUGGAAAUGUAGCUGAACCACUUAUUUUAAACCUGUACUGCUUUUAAUGUGGAUACGUUUUAAACAACCCAUGCUAAAUACGUUGUAGCAGACUAGCCUGUCUUUUUAUUUACUUAACUACGUUCCAGGAUUGCUUCGCUCUUUGCUUUUUCGGAGAACAGAUCUGCCCAGGGAUUUUCUCACACCUACACGUUUUAUAUUUAUGCCAAAAUGAAUAAAUAAACAAAUAAACAGAGCGCUGUUUGGUUUUGGACGUUGUUGUUACAUCAGUCAUUCCAGUGAUGUGCUGUGCUGUACACACUGUCGUCUACGUACCGAGGUGUUUUAUU
Molecule: messenger RNA, 3575 nt
Organism: Trichomycterus rosablanca
Lineage: Eukaryota; Metazoa; Chordata; Actinopteri; Siluriformes; Trichomycteridae
Gene: ccdc85ca
Product: coiled-coil domain containing 85C, a
Exons: 6
Coding region: 90-1271 (393 amino acids)
Cellular component (GO): apical junction complex
Source: RefSeq, a predicted model, not a curated record